Messenger RNA from Cuscuta campestris, 1863 nucleotides. Lineage: Eukaryota; Viridiplantae; Streptophyta; Magnoliopsida; Solanales; Convolvulaceae. The record is from the annotation of a GenBank genome assembly.
GUUAAAUGGAGAAGAUGGAAAGCUAACCGACACCCCCACCCUACUUCCCGCCUCCUCAUCUUCUUCUUCUUCUUCUGGUACCCGUCUUCACGAGCGUCGCCAGAUCACCUUUCGGAUUUUCCACCGAUUCAUGUUCGAAUUCGUUCCGGAGUAGUUAUUGUAGUCGUCGGAGAAGGCGGAAUUCGAGACCGUCUGAGCUCGAGCCUCGGAGGAGCUAGAGAGAUCCGGGCAUGGGUUUCGUCAUCGGCGGGGUGGGAUUAAGGGCUUUCUGGUUUCUGGUGUUCUCGAUUUCCCUCUGCGGUGCUCUCAGAAGAGAGGCCAUGGUCACUCAGAAGAAGCUUGAGGUUCGGAAGCACCUGGAUCGGCUCAACAAACCUGCCGUCAAGUCCAUAGAGAGCCCAGAUGGUGAUAUCAUUGAUUGUGUUCAUAUACAUCACCAGCCAGCUUUCGAUCAUCCUCAUUUCAAGAACCACACAAUUCAGAUGAGGCCAAGCUACCACCCAGAAGGGCUGUUUAAGGAUGAAAAGCUCUCCACAUUGAAGGAUGUGAAUGAUGAGCCCAACCCAAUUCCUCAUCAGCUCUGGCAUUUGAGUGGGAGGUGCCCAGAAGGGACUAUUCCUAUUAGAAGGACAAAAGAAGAUGACCUUUUGAGAGUCAGCAGCACUUUCAAGAGAUAUGGAAAAAAGAAGCUUAAAAGUGUCCCUAAACCCAGCUCUGCUGAUCCUGAUUUGAUUACCCAGAAUGGACACCAGCAUGCAAUAGCCUAUGUAAAUGGAGGAGGAUACUAUGGCGCAAAAGCCACCAUAAACGUGUGGGAGCCUCAAAUCCAGCAACCCAACGAGUUCAGCUUGUCUCAGAUUUGGAUUCUCGGCGGAGAUUUUGAUUCAGAUCUCAACAGCAUCGAAGCUGGUUGGCAGGUUAGCCCGGAUUUGUAUGGGGAUCACAACACAAGAUUAUUCACCUAUUGGACCAGUGAUGCUUACCAAGCCACGGGGUGCUACAACUUGCUAUGUUCGGGAUUUAUUCAAAUUAAUAGUAACAUAGCGAUGGGGGCCACCAUCUCCCCCCUUUCCAAUUACAGAGGUUCUCAAUAUGAUAUCAGCAUCCUUGUUUGGAAGGACCCGAAAUUGGGUCACUGGUGGAUGCAAUUUGGCAACAACUAUAUUCUCGGCUACUGGCCGGCAUAUCUGUUCUCCAACCUACAAGACAGUGCUUCAAUGGUGGAGUGGGGAGGGGAGGUGGUGAACUCGGAGUCGGACGGGAUGCACACCACCACCCAAAUGGGGAGUGGCCACUUCCCCGGCGAAGGGUUCCGGAAGGCCAGUUAUUUCAGGAACAUACAGGUCGUGGACGGGUCGAAUAACCUGAGAGCCCCUCAGGACCUCGGAGUGUUCACUGAAGACGACAACUGCUACAAUGUGGAGCUUGGGAAAAAUGACGACUGGGGGCGUUACUUCUUCUAUGGUGGCCCGGGUAGGAACGACAAUUGUCCUUAACCGGUACGGCAAAUUCUAGGUACAUUUCUGGUGUGCCAAAAGAGAAGAACAAAAACAUGGGAGGUUGUCUUUGGUUUUGCCCCUGAAAAAACCAUCCUUUUAGGGGUAGGGUAGGUUAGAGAAGAUGAUGUGAUUCAUCAUCUUUAUGGCUAAAAUGGUGGAAAGUUUCACCUUUCUUUCUUUGUAAAUGUGUGUCAAUGUGUCUCCCAAGAGGCAAUUGUUGUAGGAGACAAAAAAAUGGGGUGGUCCUGUUUCUUCAAGUUGAAACAGUCACCCUUUGUAUUAAUCAAUUACCCUCUCAGUCUAAUUUCCUCUCCAUGUUUGAGUUGUCCCUAUUUAUUUUUUUUAAAAAACACAUUUGUAAUUU